GGCUCUACUGACGAUGAUCUCUACAUAAGCAAUGUUCUGCAUGAAUUACGAGUAGAACUGGAUGUAAAACGGCGAGAAGAAGAACGACUGCAGAAGGAAAUCGCAGAUAUUCUGACUGAAUGUGCUUCAGGGAGUGCUGGAGACCACCAGAGUCGAGCCUUCGGUAUGGCAGUAUCCCGCUUAAACAAUGCUAUGCUAGUUGUUGAAACUGACACAAAGCAACUUGCCGCUAGUUUACGAACAAUAUCGCGGCUUGCAGAUAAUAUCAGUGGAAAGGUUUCUGCCCUUGACGUGGCCAAAACUCGUGUAGUUGAAUGUCUUCAGCUUGCGGGAGAUAUGCAUGACCUCGGAGUAUGUAGUGAAGGUGUUGAUGAGUGUAUAAAUAACGAAGACUACGAACAAGCCGCUCAGCACAUUCACCGCUUUUUAACACUGGACCGAGCCGUAUUCCAGUUCAGCAGCAGUACGGUAGACAAAGAUGCUGGACUAAAUGUUUCACAUAGCUAUGAGGUCUUAACAAGCGCUACCACUCGACUGAAAGAAAUUCUUCAAAAGAAGCUGGAAGCAGCAGUAGAAGCAGAAGAUAUACCGUCUAUGCAAAGGUUUGUUAAACUAUUCCCGUUGAUCAACGAGCACAACAGCGGACUCACUCGAUUUGGCAAAUAUUUAGGCAAACAGAUUGCCAAGAUAGGAAAUGACAAUCUCAAGAUUAUGGAUGCAGGUGGGACUGACGAUAAGCGAACCAAUGUUCUUUAUGCUGACACGCUAUUUUUGUUUUUCGAGGGUAUCGCAGCCCUGCUUGAGACAAACCAGCCACUUAUUGAAAGCGCGUACGGACCAGAUAAAUUGCUGGAUUUCAUUAAUAUGUUACAAGUCGAUAUCGACCAAGUUGUAGGAAAAGUAAUCGAUGCGUUUGCGAAAAAACGUCAGCUAGAGAAACGGCUAAAAACAGUUCAGCGCCUUCUACGAGAAGAUCGUCACAGUGAUAAAGGAGAAGUUGAGCGCUUGGACGCGCUUGAAUUGGACACGCUGUUAUCGGAGAUUUGUCUUAUGAAUACGCAUACAGAAAUGUACUGGAGAUUUGUUCGUAGACGUCUCAAGGGGGCAUCUCUUGAAGCUGAUCAGGAAGAGUUCGUAAUGGUAAAUGGGGACGAUUUUGGAGACGAUGAAGAAAAGAAAAAACGCUUAGAAGAGGAGAAAGUACGACGCAAGAACGAGAGAGAGAAGAAACUCGACCAGUUAUUAAACCGGAGUCUUGUUGGCUCAAAAAUGCAGGAGAUCCUGGGGAACUAUCUGUUACUGGAACAGUACUACAUGCAAGAAUCUGUCCGGAAGGCAAUUGACAUGGAUGCUAAGGAAGAAGGGCUUCUGAGUUCCGUUGUUGACGACGUGUUGUUCUUGGUACGUAAAUGCGUCAGACGUGCCAUGAGUAGUGGCUCUGUGGAUUGUGUUUGCGCAGCGCUGAAUUACGGUGUUGCUCUUCUCGAAACGACAUUCUAUCAACAUCUCUACAACACCAUUCAGGCUGGCUAUCCCUCAACUAAUUUUGCAGCCGAAGCGCUUCAAACAGCACAGAAUGCCUACAACGUCAUACAACACGGAAAAUCAGCUGAUGCAGCAGAUGUUCAGCGAGAUCAUUUCCUCACAGCGGCCAACAAUGCUCGCGGAACUGGUGAAUUACUGAUAGACCUUCGCAAGGGAUUAGAAAAUGAAUGGAGUAAGACUCAGCGUCAUCUUCACUUCUUAGGGAUGUUUAAUAGAAAACUGGGCACUAGUAGUAACUUUCAGCGUAGCAGCGUGGAAACAGGAAAACUGGAACAUGCCGUGAGCCAGCUGGCGGAUGUGUCGCGAAAGAUGCAUCAUUUGGCAACAGUUGGAAUGGAAUCUUUGUGCAAGACAUCAUUUCGCCCUAAGCUUAAGACGAGGUUUGUAAUUAACUUAUGUUUGGGGGAUUUGGAAGGUGACAUGUUAGAAGAACAGAAAGCUAGUUGUCGCCUAUCAAUUCAUCCUUCUACGAUUUUGCUGAAUGUUCUGUUGUGCGCUCUCUGUGAUGCUUUCCUUGAUUUGCCUCAUACGCUGACCGACGUGCAGUUGGCGGAAUUUGAAGCUGUUGAUCCAUUCAUUGAGCAGUUUAACGCUAAUUUGGACAAGCAGAUUGCUAGCUUCGAGCCUGUAUUACACAAGGAGAACUUUCAGAGUUUGCUGUUGAGCGUAUGCAGUGAGGUGGAGAGCCAAUUCGAACGUGUCAUCAUGAAGUGUUCAUUUAAUCGGCUUGGCGGCUUGCAGCUUGAUCGCGAGUUCCGUCAGCUAAGUGCAUACCUGAGUGGAAUUGCUGGCUGGACAGCAAGAGAAAGAUGCGCCCGUUUAUCACAGAUUGUUGCUCUUCUAAACGUGGAGAAUGUGGAUGAGGCAAUCGAAUUGAGAGAAGCAACGAGAGCAUCUCCCAUAGCUCGUAUGCUAUCAGCGAAUGACUCGAUCAGAGUGCUCCAGCUCAGAACAGAUCUUCCAGCAGCUUUGAUACAAAAACUCGAGUUUUAA
Molecule: messenger RNA, 2538 nt
Organism: Haemonchus placei
Lineage: Eukaryota; Metazoa; Nematoda; Chromadorea; Rhabditida; Trichostrongylidae
Source: the annotation of a GenBank genome assembly